Branchiostoma floridae (Florida lancelet) is the source of this 2889-nucleotide messenger RNA. RefSeq names its product anaphase-promoting complex subunit 2-like. Gene Ontology annotation, molecular function: ubiquitin protein ligase binding. The record is from RefSeq and is a predicted model, not a curated record. The coding region runs from base 1 to 2355 and encodes 784 amino acids. Gene Ontology annotation, cellular component: anaphase-promoting complex. Gene Ontology annotation, biological process: ubiquitin-dependent protein catabolic process. The transcript is spliced from 16 exons. Lineage: Eukaryota; Metazoa; Chordata; Leptocardii; Amphioxiformes; Branchiostomatidae.
AUGGCGGCCUCUGUGGAGAAUUUGGGCGCCGCUUGGAGCACGGUAACGACCGGACUACUGCCGUGUCGGGGACAGGCAAAGGCCCCCCCGACGGACGAUGUGCUGAAGUCGGCCAUCACGGUUCUGGACCACCACGGAGUGUCCUUCAUCAUUGAGGAGUGGUUUCUAGAGUCGCUGCAGUCGGACCUGAGGGAGAACAUCGGCCCCACAUUCUGGAACCACUUCAGUGCAGAGACCAACGGGCCAAAACAGCACGGGGCGGACGGUACGCUGGUCUCUGCCUUUAGCGAGCUCCACACAAGUUUGUCGUCCUACCUGCCCAGCGUGGACGUCCUGGAGAGACUUAGGACAGAAGGUUCAAAACAAAGUCUUAAAGACAAAGUCCUGCUGAUCUUCAAGGCUCUGCUGUUCUAUGACAUUCCCUUGAAGUUCCAUGGUGUGGUGAAGGAAUUCUACAGCUGUGCGUUUAAGGCUUGUGAAGAGGAGCUGCGUAAGAAGGAGAAGACUUCCCCAGGUGAGGAGGAAGGUCCAGAUGAAGAAGAAGAGGAUACAGAUGAGGACAGUCUGACCUGCGGAGGCUGUGAGCAGGAGAAGGAGCGCUGCUCCUGCACCGAGACUCUCACACUCUUCCACCAGCUCAACGCACAGCUGCACAGUUUAGGACUGCUGGAGCGGGUGUGUGGUGAGGCCGUAACAGCCAUCAUACAUGACCGAAUACAGCAGCACAUUCAGAACACCUGCCAGGGAGAAUUUGAGUCACAGUUUCUGCACCCUCUGGAGAAGUGGUUGAACAGUAAGGUGUUGAGCUGGCUCCACCUGGUGUUUAAGGGCACACCUGGACAGACAGGUGAAAGGGAGGUCAGCGCCAAGACUCAGGAGUCUCUGGACAGGUGGCAGACAAGACUGCUCUACUUCUUAUACCAGACAUACGGAACGUUACGAAUCUCGGAGAUGUUUGACAUCAUCGUGGAGUUUCCUGACAGCAUGUCAGCCCUGGAGGACCUGAAGGUCUGUCUUGAGAAGACUGACCUGAGACGAACCCUGGUCUCAUCCCUACGUUCCGCCAUUGGCAGGAGACUGCUGCAGCCAGGAGCAACCACCUCAGAUGUGUUGAGUCAGUACAUCCUACUGGUGAAGUCCCUGCGUGUGUUAGACCCUACAGGGGUGCUGCUGGAACUGGUGGGGGACAGGAUCAGGCACUACCUCAGAACUCGAGACGACACGGUGCGAAAGAUCGUGGAAGGUCUCACUGAGGAGGAGGGGGGCUCUGACCUGGCUGAUGAGCUGAUGAAGGGAGAUCCCAUUUCCCUGGAGGAGGGGGUGGAGGAGGAGGGGGAGGACCCCUGGGCAUGGACCAAGUGGGAACCUGACCCCAUCGAUGCUGAUCCUUCGAAAACGUCAAAGAGCCGUCGGUCCCCCGACAUCAUCAGCCUCCUGAUCAGUAUCUACGGGAGUAAGGAGCUGUUUAUAAAGGAGUACCAGUCCGUCCUCUGUAACCGCAUCCUGUCCUUCAACUACGACCUGACCCGCGAACUCCGCAACCUCGAGCUGCUCAAGCUGCGCUUCGGCGAGAGCCAGCUGGGCAACUGUGAGGUCAUGCUCAAGGAUGUCCAAGACUCGAAGCGCGUGAACGACUUGAUCAAGUCAGAGAAUCUGAUGGGCGUUGCUGUGUCCGGUAUGAUCAUCUCGGCGCAGUACUGGCCGCAGCUGAAGGAGACCAAACUGGCGCUGCCGCCGGCCGUGCAGGAAAGGUUCGACAGCUACACACAGGCAUUCCAGACGGUUAAAGCAAGUCGUACACUAAACUGGUUACCACAGAUGGGGCUGGUAGACCUGGAUAUAGAGCUGAAGAACAGAAGACUGUCUGUUAUGGUCAACCCUGUGGUGGCUACCAUCAUCAUGCACUUCCAGGACAAGGAGCGGUGGACGCUGGACGAGUUAAGCACCGCCAUGCAGGUUCCAUCCUCCGUCCUGCGGAGAAGGAUCACUUUCUGGCAGAACUACGGCCUCAUCAGGGAGAACCCGCCGGGCACCUAUGUGCUCUUGGAGGAGGGUGCGGAUCACCAUGGCGACGUGAUGAUUGACAGCGACGAGGAGACGGAGUCGGCCACAGCCUCCUCACAGGAGAUGAGGGAGGAGGAGAUGCAGAUGUUCUGGGUGUAUGUACAAGGCAUGCUGACAAACCUGGACAGUUUACCACUAGAGAGAAUCCACUCCAUGCUGAAGAUGUUCGCCAUGAGAGACAACCCCAUCGAGAUCUCCCUGCAGGAGCUCAAGGCCUUCCUGGACAGCAAGGUCAGGUCUCAGCAGCUGCUGCUUUCAGGGGGGAAGUACAAGCUGCCGAAAAACAGGUGAGCAGUGCAGCAACGCCACCUUGCAGUUCAGAUGGAAACUGUAGAGGAUAACCUACAGAGAACUUAUAUUGUUGGACAGCAAGGUCAGGUCACAGCAGCUGCUGCUUUCAGGGGGGAAGUACAAGCUGCCAAAUAACAGGUGAGCAGUGCAGCAACGCCAUCUUGCAGAUUGGACUGAAACUGCAGGUCAUCAUUUGUCUUGUCAGCAUCUAACUUUUCUUCAAUGAACAAUGUCAGAUCUCAGCACCUGCAGAAUUUGAGAGAAAAGUAUUUGCUGCUGAAAAACAGGUGAGCAGUGUAGCAAUGCCACCUUGCAGUUUAGAUGUGGACUGCAGAGGAUACAUUUUGUACAUGUACAAUAUAUUCUUGAACAGCAUGCACAGAUCACAUCAUGUUUUGCUUUCUGGAGGAAAGUACAAGCUUGCAGAUUUGACUGGAACUGCAGGUUUCCAUGUUUUUGCUGUGGACAACUAAUUUUUGUUUGCCAAAGUCAUUUCUUGGCAGCUUUUUUUCUGGUGGAAAGUAUUUGUUGCCC